Tripterygium wilfordii is the source of this 2190-nucleotide messenger RNA. Its product is annotated as serine/threonine-protein kinase PEPKR2-like. Bases 379 to 1794 code for a protein of 471 amino acids. The record is from RefSeq and is a predicted model, not a curated record. Gene Ontology annotation, biological process: intracellular signal transduction; peptidyl-serine phosphorylation; protein autophosphorylation. Gene Ontology annotation, molecular function: calmodulin binding; calcium/calmodulin-dependent protein kinase activity; calcium-dependent protein serine/threonine kinase activity. The transcript has 4 exons. NCBI's taxonomy places the organism in Eukaryota, Viridiplantae, Streptophyta, Magnoliopsida, Celastrales, Celastraceae. Gene Ontology annotation, cellular component: nucleus; cytoplasm.
AAAGAAACACGAGAACCGUAAAAUCUCAGACCUCCUUUCACUAUUUCGGAUAAUAAGAUUAUUCAAUAAUAAUUUGGGACGAAUCUGAAAUCUGAUAUUCUAGGGUUUACGACUCGAUCAGUCCCCAAUAUCGUAAUGGGAUUUGCCGUUGUCGUUCUCCGAUUUUAACUUCUAAUCGUCGAAUCUUCCACACAAUACCCAUGUUUUCGAUUUUGAUAUCCUUUCGCGACAUCGACGUUGAUCUCACUGAUCUCUGAAUCUUGGAGAGCAUUGUCUUACUUCAAAGAUACGAAAACCCUGUAGUGUAUGACUCUACAAAUACAUAACUCCAAUCCCCUCUGGCUACAUUCAGUGGAAAGUGUUUGUUGAUCCGGAUUAAUGAGGAAGAAAAGGAAAGGAAGUGAAGGUGAUCAGUGCCCAAAUGUGGCGGAAGAAGUAGCACCAGCUCGUGAUUCACGACCAUCAAAUCUUAGGUCUCAUUAUUCGCUAGAAGAUUAUGCUAGGUUAAAGAAGAGGUGCAAAGAAGAUGCGGACACCGAACCUAAUAAUUCUUGCAAAAGUAGGCUUGCAGGCAUUGCUACUGCUCCACCCUGCGGUGCCUCAUUAUUGGUACCACCAGGAAGGGGUCUUAAGAGGAAGAUAGGGUGCAUUGAUGUUGCUACCCAGACGGGUCGAAAAAACAAGAUUGAAGAUGACUAUUUUUCAGGUGCCACAAUUGGGCAUGGUAAAUUUGGGUCUGUUUGGUUGUGCAGGUCAAAGGUAAGUGGGGCAGAUUUUGCAUGUAAGACUUUGCAAAAAGGUGAGGAGACCGUUCAUAGGGAGGUGGAGAUAAUGCAGCACUUGUCAGGGCAUCCUGGAGUUGUGACGUUGCAUUCUGUGUAUGAGGAGACAGAGUGUUUUCAUCUUGUGAUGGAGUUGUGCUCUGGAGGACGUUUGAUUGACCAGAUUGUGAAGGAAGGACGGUAUUCAGAACAACGUGCUGCGAAUAUAUUCAAGGAUGUGAUAUCCGUUGUUAAGUAUUGUCAUGACAUGGGUGUUGUACACAGAGAUAUAAAGCCAGAGAACAUAUUACUUACAACAACAGGAAAGAUAAAGCUUGCAGAUUUUGGCCUUGCAAUGAGAAUUUCAAAUGGUCAAACAUUGUCUGGUUUAGCUGGAAGUCCAGCUUACGUUGCCCCAGAAGUUCUGUUGGGGGAUUAUUCAGAGAAGGUUGACAUAUGGAGUGCUGGAGUACUUUUGCAUGUGCUUCUGGUUGGAUCACUUCCAUUUCAGGGAGACUCCUUACAGGCAGUUUUUGAGGCAAUAAAAAAUGCAAAGCUUGAUUUUAACUCGGGUGGAUGGGAGUUAAUAUCUAAACCUGCACGUGAUUUGAUAGGAAGGAUGCUUACAAGGGAUGUUACUGCAAGGAUAACGGCUGAGGAAGUGUUGAGGCAUCCUUGGGUUCUGUUCUACACAGAGCGCACUUUGAAGACGUUAUCUAUCAGGUCAAAAUUGAAGAAUCAAGCUGGGGAACCUUCUCGCCCACUAGCUGGUGCACGUGACUCCAACUUUGACAGCAGCAAGAUAAAUUGCGGUUCCAUCUGUGAGGGUUCGAUUUUGCAUUCAUCGUCAGAAAGUUCUAGCUGUGAGUCAGUAGAAAAGGAUGAAAGUGGUCUUGUUGAUGCACUUGCGGUGGCAAUUUCUAACGUGAGAAUUUCUGAGCCAAAGAGGAGCAAGCUGUGUGGGCCAACAGGCCCGAUCGAGCAGCAAUAUUCAUCUAACUUGACCGCUAGCAAUCUCUGUAGAGCAUUUUGAUCCUGCUGACAGACUGACACCUCUAACAUCAUUACAUCCAAUGUUUUUCAGUUGAGGACUGAAGAUUAGUGGGCACCGUAGCUAAUUUCUGUGGGGAAAGACGAGUACAAGCCUAGACAACUGUGUCUUGUAAGUAUGGCGUUAUUUCUUGUCCAUUGAUUUGACUGUAAUUCCUUUCCUUUUUCAUGUUUAUAUUGUUACCCAAUAAUGGUACUACUGGAUUAACUGAGAAGAUUAUGUACAGAAUCUGUAAAUGCGAGGGUGGCUUUCUUAAAUUUUGCUGCUGGUUGUACAGUUCAUUGCUAUUUUUCCGCAGGAGAUGGCUGUGAGCUUUUUGAAAGCACCGUGGCAGAUCCUUAACUCAACUUGGAAUAACAUGGUUUCAAUUAUAUUCCU